This is a messenger RNA of Brassicogethes aeneus, 3057 nucleotides long. NCBI's taxonomy places the organism in Eukaryota, Metazoa, Arthropoda, Insecta, Coleoptera, Nitidulidae. The record is from the annotation of a GenBank genome assembly.
CGAAGACGAGCCAGUGCCUGGUAUGCGUGUUGUAUUGCGAGUCGCGCAUCCGACACAAAACGGCGUACGCUGUGUGACUUAAGUCAGCUUGGACGAAAACACAGAAUUACUUUGUUAUUAGACGUUUUGUGUUUGAUGUUGUUUAGUUGAAGUGUGCCCUGGGUAGUUGCAGUUGUUUUGCGAGAUUUGUUGCCUGUUUUUAGAUAAUCUAAUAUGAAACGAUAGUGCCUUUAGUGAAUGCCGAUGUGAAAGAUAUGGUCCAAGAUGUACGCCGUACAAAAUUUUUAUGCCACAAUUCUUAUUUGCUGUUUAGUCAUAUUGGAUCUAAUCUUAGCUGAUAAUGAAUAUAUGGUGUCAAAAGCAGAAACGAUAUCACUGGAACCACAGUAUGAAACAAAGUUGACAUGCGAAAUGAACAUUGAACCGGACAAAUUCCAAUGGAAAUUUUACCCCACCUCUGACUAUUAUAACCCAAAGACUGAGAUAGAUUUAAGUACAUCGAACUACAGGCUAAAACCUGACAAGUUUGAACAAAAUUUAAGAAACGACAAGCACGCGAGACAACGAAAAAAAUCAUCACUGCCAGUGGUGGCUGAUUCCGAGUUGGUCGCUGGAGACUACCAAUGUUUGGCGUAUUAUGGUGCCUCGGUGAUAGCUUCGGUACCAUGGAGGAUUACCAUGGCCAAAUUAAAUAAGUUUGCCUACCAACCCAGCGUGGAUAUACAGGUGGUCGAAGGCAAUACUGUCUCGUGGAGGUGCCAACCUCCAGAAUCGAACCCUGAGGCAUACAUAGAUUACUAUAGAGGCGAUCAAAGGAUAGAUCCACCAUUUUUGAAGCCUCGCAUUAAAACAAUGCUGCUGCAAAAUGUCAGUGUAACUGAUAGUGGUAGAUAUAAAUGCACGGCGACAUUGAAUAUCAAAAAGUAUACCUCUGACACGACGCUUAGUUUGAAAGUGGUGCGUUACAUGGAGCACAUGGAGCCAACGUUCAUAAUAAAACCGAAAACUUUGUAUACGGUUGUUAAAGGUGGCACCGUGUUUUUGGAUUGUUCUGCGGUUGGUAACCCUAUACCCAAAGUGGUGUGGUACAAGAAGACCGGGCAAUUGCCAACAGACAGAACCGAGUUCGUAUCUGGUGGUUUGAAGAUUAAAAAUGUCACCUUGAGCGAUACAGGGGUGUACGAAUGUAACCAUACUAACGACAGGGGUACCAUUUCGCACCAAAUCACCUUGAUGUAUAACGAGGAACCCACAGUUAAGUGUCAGAUGAAUUUAACUGACGUUAAGCAAGGAGAAGCGCUGGAUUUCGACUGUGCCGUAACUGGAAUACCAGAACCCAGUGUAACCUGGUUACUGAACGGGUUUUCGGUUAAAAAUGAUAGCGGUAUUGAAGCAAUUGGUAACAAAAUAUAUUUCAAAGCAGUGGAGAAAAGGCAUGCCGGUAAUCUACAAAUAUUCGCCAGAAAUUCCGUGAAAACCGUCUACAGCAGCAUAAGUAUACGCGUGGUACCACUAUCUACAAGCGAAACUCAGGUAACCCCAAGCAGACAUAACCACAGGCACACCAACAAAAUGAAGAGUAGGAAAAUGAACGGCAAACAUGGUAAAAAUAAACCCCCCCAGAUGGUACCACCAACAAAACCGGUUAUAACGAGGGUUAACGACGAAACCGUCAUGGUUAGGUGGUCGGUACCCAUUAACGAUGGCUUACCCAUACAGUUUUUUAAAGUGCAGUACAAAGAGUUUGGUCCUUUUAACUCCACCGAAAUACAUAGAGGAAAAGGCUGGAAGACCAUGAAUGCAGACAUACCGCCCACAAUUAAGAACCACGAGGUACCCAACCUAAAACCCGACUACAUUUACAGGUUUAGGAUUUCAGCUGUCUUCAGCAAUAACGAUAACAAGCAAAGUAAUAUUUCCGAUAAGUUUCACCUGAGAAAGCUUGAUUUCGACGAUAGAAACCCCUUACCGGUCCCUAUAUUAACUGAAACUGAAACGGUCAACUCCACAUCGAUAAGACUUAACUGGAAGAUGCCUCCCACACAGAGCACCAAUGUUACAAUUGAAGGUUUCUACAUUAGCUACCUUUCGUCCAGCCAAGCUGGCGAUUACAUGACGGCAACUGUAGAUGGAAAAAACACCAAAUCCUACGUUAUAUCGCAUCUUCAACCUGAUAUGUCCUACGACAUAAAAUUGCAGAGUUUCAACUUCAGAACUGCCAGUGAGUUUAGCUCCAUACUAAAGGGAAAAACAGCAGCAAUCCCAGUACCGGUAACUGUAACCCAAGUUAACACUGCGCCGGCUAGUAACUCCUACAAAACGGAUUCAAGCCAAUUGUACAUUUUCGUGGCCGUCGGUGUUGUUUUGGCGGCAUUACUGAUCAUAGCCAUCUUUGGUUUGGUCGUGUGCCGGAAGUGGAAGCAAAAAAAGAACCUGAAUAAGAACGACAAACCUGCCGUUGAAGAGCACCACAUACAAGCGGACUGCAACGAUUACGUGGUGGGUACGAAAUCGUUGCCCAGGACAAACGGUUGCGCGUUGCCAGGCAACAGGAUUACCAUCACGUCCAAUCCGCUUGCAGACACGGACAACAAGAAUCAAAACAACAUGAUAGAGAUGUCCUGCAUGGCGUCGCAAAAUAACAACUUCACCGGUCAGCAGCCGUCGUCGGCCGCGUCCGGCGAGGAUGCGGCAACAGCGCUGCAGCCGGCAACGUCGAACAAGAUCAAGAACCGCGAGAAAUCGAAGCGGAAAAGCGUAGAGAAAGCCUCCGGCGAAAAUUAUGUUUAGCGAACCAAGAUGUGGUCCUAGGGUGUUUCAUUUAAAAAGAAAUUUUUUUUUCUUGCUGACACAUGAACAUUUUGUUUUUUAGGUUGAAAAAAAAAUUCCCUGAAAAUUUGAGCCCUUAAUUUUGAUUCUAGGUACUUCCUUUUUAAUUUUGUAGUUUUUCCCUAUAAAAAGCAUGUAUUUUUAAUCAUUUUUACUUUAAAUUUCUAUAUCUUGGCCGGGUUUUGAAUUAUAAUUUUUAUCACCAUAAUUUUCUGCAUAGUAUUCACG